AUGACUGAGGGCGAAUCUGAAGACAAUAUGCCUGGAGUCUCGAGCAACUGUGCGAUUCGUACAGUGCAUCCAAGUUGGAGAAGCGAUGAGUACAAUCACUUUCUUGUGGUUGUUGAUGAUUUUAUAAGUAAUCACAUGGACUUCAAUUCGGGUCAGAUGUUGAAGAGGUCCUUUGGUAGAGAUGCUGUUUUAGCAGUCCCGCCUAGAUUGACGUCCCUUCUCCCUCACUGGGCUUUUAGAGAUGAGUUUCAAUAA
Molecule: messenger RNA, 255 nt
Organism: Phycomyces blakesleeanus NRRL 1555(-)
Lineage: Eukaryota; Fungi; Mucoromycota; Mucoromycetes; Mucorales; Phycomycetaceae
Exons: 2
Coding region: 1-255 (84 amino acids)
Source: RefSeq, a predicted model, not a curated record